Molecule: messenger RNA, 1503 nt
Organism: Geodia barretti
Lineage: Eukaryota; Metazoa; Porifera; Demospongiae; Tetractinellida; Geodiidae
Source: the annotation of a GenBank genome assembly
AUGUUCUCCAAAGUUCUGGUAGCCAAUCGCGGAGAAAUCGCGGUCCGCAUUAACCAGACGCUGCACGCUAUGGGCAUUAUGCCGGUCGCGGUCUAUUCCGACCCUGACGCCGGAACUCCCCACGUGCUCAUGGCGGAGCAGGCGGUGGCCCUGCCCGGCAGCACUGCCGAGGAGACUUACCUGAGCAUCUCCAAACUGGUGCAAGCUGCAAGGGAUUGCGGGGUCGACGCGAUCCACCCGGGCUACGGUUUCCUGUCGGAGAAUCCGGAGUUUGCCCGGGCCUGCCGGGACGCGCACAUAACCUUCAUCGGACCUACGCCGGAAAGCAUGGCCGCGCUGGGGGAUAAGCUGCAUUCCAAGGACAUCGCGCUGGCCGCGGGUGUCCCGGUGGUCCCCAGUACGCCCGCGUGUCUUCCUGGGGAUCCAGUGGCCGUAGAGUUUGCUGACCGAUGGGGGUUUCCCCUGAUGGUCAAGGCGGCCGCCGGGGGAGGCGGUCGCGGCAUGCGCCAGGUCAACCGCCAGGCCGAUUUGGGCGGGGAUAUGGAGACGGCCAGCCGGGAAGCGCAGGCUGCUUUCGGCGACGGCCGGAUGUUCCUGGAGCGGUACGUUGCCAACCCGCGCCACGUGGAGAUCCAGGUGCUGGCAGACGGGUCCGGGCACACUAUCCACCUGGGCGAACGCGAGUGCAGCAUCCAACGCCGCCACCAGAAGAUCAUUGAGGAGACCCCAUCGCCGGCCCUGACGCCGGAGUUGCGCCGGCGCAUGGGCGACGCCGCCAUCGCUGUGGCCCGCGAGGCCGGAUACGUCAACGCCGGGACGGUUGAAUUCCUGCUGGACCCAAGGAGCGGCGAAUUCUACUUUCUGGAAAUGAACGCCCGGCUCCAGGUUGAACACCCGGUGACCGAGGCCGUCGUGGGGUUGGACAUGGUGGAAUGGCAGAUCCGCAUCGCCGGAGGGGAACCUCUGACGCUUCAACAGGAGGACAUCCAACCCCGGGGCCACGCCAUCGAGUGCCGCAUAUACGCCGAGGAUCCGUAUCGCGAUUUCGUUCCGUCCACCGGUACGCUGCUGCGUUGGCGGCCCCCCAGCGGGCCCGGGCUCCGGCUGGACAGCGGCGUGUCCGAGGGUCAGGAAGUGUCCAUCUACUACGACUCCAUGCUGGCGAAGCUCGUCGCCUGGUCUCCUGAGCGCGACCUGGCCUUGCGCCGGAUGGAGGCCGCCCUUUCCCAGUUCCUGGUGUUGGGAGUUGUCACCAACAUUCCGCUGCUGCGGGCGGUGGUGGGGCAUGCCCAGUUUCAGCAGGGCGAAUACGACACCGGCUUCUUGGAGUGGAACCCGGCGGUUACCAGCCCGUUCAUUUCGGGUGACUCUCGCAUGAUGGCCCGCGCGCUGGCGGCCUGGGCGUCGCGUCAGCCUGUUGGUCAAGCAUCUCAACAGGCUGGCAGCGAUAGGCCGGUUAGCGCCAAUCCCUGGCAGUCCGCCGGACAGCGGAGGCUCCCAUGA